UUGGCCCCGCCCCCUCGUCGAGCGACGGGUGGGGCUCUCCUUCUCCCUGGCUUCUCCGUUCGAUAUUUACCUGCUUGGGCUGUGCUGUGCGAGAGCUCCACCCUUGGUCUGCUUCAGGAGGUCUUUCUCAAGAGGAUGAGGCUGGUCAUACUUGAGAACUAUGAUCUGGCUAGUGAAUGGGCAGCCAAGUAUAUCUGCAAUCGCAUCAUCCAGUUCAAGCCGAGUCAAAGCAGGUAUUUCACCCUUGGUUUACCAACAGGAAGUACACCUCUGGGAUGCUACCAAAGACUGAUAGACUAUCACAAAAGAGGAGAUCUCUCCUUCAAAUAUGUGAAGACAUUCAAUAUGGAUGAAUAUGUGGGGCUUCCCAGAAGCCAUCCAGAAAGCUACCAUUCGUACAUGUGGAACAAUUUUUUUAAGCACAUUGAUAUAGAUCCAAGCAACGCGCAUAUUCUCGAUGGAAAUGCUCCAGAUCUAGAGGCAGAGUGUGAUGCAUUUGAAAGAAAGAUAGAGGAAGCUGGCGGGAUAGAUCUGUUUGUUGGAGGUAUUGGUCCGGAUGGCCACAUAGCUUUCAACGAACCAGGGUCAAGUUUGGUAUCCAGAACAAGACUUAAGACAUUAGCGAUGGACACUAUACUUGCAAAUGCAAAAUACUUUGAUGGAGAUCUAUCUAAAGUUCCAACUAUGGCAUUAACAGUUGGUGUGGGGACAGUGAUGGAUGCCAGAGAAGUGAUGAUUCUAAUCACUGGUGCACACAAAGCUUUUGCCUUGUACAAGGCAAUUGAAGAAGGGGUCAAUCAUAUGUGGACCGUUUCUGCUUUCCAGCAACAUCCUCACACUAUCUUUGUAUGUGAUGAAGACGCUACCUUAGAACUAAGAGUUAAAACGGUCAAGUAUUUUAAAAGUUUAAUGCAUGUGCACAAUAAACUCGUGGACCCACUGCACAGUAUGAAAGAGCAAAACUGAAGGAGAAAUCCAACCUGGACUCCGUUUGGAUGACUCUGGCAAUGUUUUUAAGUAGCAGAUGAAUCUACUGCUAUGCAAUAUGCUGAGAACUGUCUACAAAAGAGAGUCUCAAAUACUGUAGGGGAGGGCGGGUUGUCUUAUUUUUCCAAAUGGUCCAAAUGUACACACAUUCCUCUUAGUGCUGUUACAAGCUUUAUUCUCUGCUUUCCUUCCCAUAUUUGUGUUGCCUGUUACACCCUGUACACUAUCAGAAACCAGUGGAUCAGUUUUUAAUUGAGAGUACAGGGAGAGAAAAGAGUUCUGUAACUCAAAUAUAAAGCUAUUUCUUUUUUUUGUCUCAAGGCAUUUUUGUGUGUGUGGAGGCCUGUGUAAUGUUAACUUAUGAACUGAUAAGCUGGCUCUUUAAUAUCAAAUGUUUACACAUAUACAACUGUCACACUGAAACCUCAGCAGUUGAUUGCCUUAAAAUCUAUACCUCAUCAUCUAUGGGGCACAGAAUCGAUGCAAGUGAGUUUGAAUAUAGUACCUGCCCUGCAGAUGAUCAUUUCAGUAACGUCUUGAUACUAGAGGGUUAGUAGCUAUGUUGGACAAUUGCAGCAAUGUUACAGUCAAUUGCACCUUUGAGACUAAUUUUGCCAGCUGUAUGCUCAUAUAUAACUUUCUGCUAUAGCAGUUGUUUUUGCUUUUGUUAAAUGAUUUGAGUUUACGUACUGAAGGGUUUGCUAUUCUUAAUCCUGCAAAAGGGGCAGGGUCUGUGUGGAUUCUACACACUUGAAUGCCAAUGCAACCAUUACAUCCCCAUUGUGCUAAGUGGCAAGUAAGAAUGCCACACAAGUAAAGCUUAACAUAACUAUC
Elgaria multicarinata webbii is the source of this 1821-nucleotide messenger RNA. RefSeq names its product glucosamine-6-phosphate deaminase 2 (gene GNPDA2). Gene Ontology annotation, cellular component: cytoplasm. Lineage: Eukaryota; Metazoa; Chordata; Lepidosauria; Squamata; Anguidae. The transcript is spliced from 7 exons. Gene Ontology annotation, biological process: N-acetylglucosamine catabolic process; D-glucosamine catabolic process; carbohydrate metabolic process. Bases 136 to 966 code for a protein of 276 amino acids. Gene Ontology annotation, molecular function: identical protein binding; glucosamine-6-phosphate deaminase activity. The record is from RefSeq and is a predicted model, not a curated record.